Manihot esculenta (cassava) is the source of this 1089-nucleotide messenger RNA. RefSeq names its product photosystem II D1 precursor processing protein PSB27-H2, chloroplastic. The record is from RefSeq and is a predicted model, not a curated record. Lineage: Eukaryota; Viridiplantae; Streptophyta; Magnoliopsida; Malpighiales; Euphorbiaceae. The transcript is spliced from 4 exons. The coding region runs from base 256 to 876 and encodes 206 amino acids. Gene Ontology annotation, biological process: photosystem II assembly; photosystem II repair. Gene Ontology annotation, cellular component: photosystem II; chloroplast thylakoid lumen.
CAUUAUUAGGAUAGAAAGGGAAGGGGAGGAGAGGGAGCUGAGUUGAGUUGAGGCUGGGAUUGAAAACCAUUGUCGGCGUGUUAAAAGAAACCAGGCUGAUGCUGUGAGCAGAUAGAAGAUAUUUCUGCAUUUUCUGACACGUACUUGUAGAUGUUGGUAAGGCGAUAGCCAAGUGCGUAAGAUAGCAGAAUUCAGGAUACUGUUGAUGGUUUAAGAGAUGCAGUGGAUUAGCUACUGAAUUACCAGGGAUUAGAGAUGGCUGUGCUUCUUGCUGCAAAGAUUUCGCCCUUUUUUACUUGCCAAUCACCGAGAAAUACCUCACACCCCAACAAUGACUGCGUCUGUAAACUGCAAUUCAAUGUGACAUCUCAAGCUGCUUCUUCAAGUCGUCGCCAUAUUCUAGUAUGCAGCACUUCAUUUUUUGCCAUUCAGAAUCUAAAUUGCAUCUCAAUGCCAUUUCCGGUAAGAGCUGAAGAGGAAUCAAAUGACCAAGAGGAAAAAGAUGGAGUUGUUGGAGCAAUUAAAUCACUGUUUGAUCCUAAUGAGACAACAAAAUCUGGGAAAUUAUUGCCUAAGGCAUACCUCAAGUCAGCGAGAGAGGUUGUAAAGACACUGCGUGAGUCAUUAAAAGAAGACCCCAAGGAUAUUGCUAAAUUUAGACGGACUGCAGAUGCAGCAAAAGAAUCUAUUAGAGAAUAUCUUGGUAGUUGGAGAGGACAAGAAAAGGUGAUGCAUGAGGAAUCUUAUAUGGAACUGGAAAAGGCAAUCAGAAGUCUGGCCAGUUUCUACUCGAAGGCCGGCCCAUCUGCACCCCUUCCUGAAGAGGUAAAGUCUGAGAUAUUGAAUGAUUUAAAUACAGCUGAAGAAUUUUUGUAGCAGAUGAGCAACUGGAGUGGAUGCAUAUUUAGAUCACUUUGAACCAAGCAGAUUUCAGAAUUGCAGAUAAGCUGCAUCAUGAAUGUGCAUUAAAUCUUUAUUCAUAGGGGUUUAAAAAAAAAAGCAGCAGCUCAGAUUGUGUAUCCAGAUCUGCUGUGAGCCUGGGAAAAUAGGAACUUUCUAUAUUUCAGUAAAGAAAUUUAUGCAAUCGAA